AUGCAGACAAAUGGCGUGUUUGAAGCUUUAUCUCAACAAGAUGAAACAGCAUACAUUGAUGCUUUCAGCACUUUAAUAAAAGAUUCUUAUUCUGUACCAUUUCCUCAAGGCUUAGCAACUGCAUGCAAGAACCAAAAUCAAGUAACAGCGACAACAGUUAAAUCAAUAACAACUUCAAUGUUAUCAUCUGAUUUACAAAUAUUCUGUGGUACCGAAACGAUAUGCACCAUACCAGCCGGCUUUACAGUCACAAUGAAUAGUAAUCUGAAUGUUGUUGCUUUAGUUUUGAGCGGCUCAUUAAGUUGGAACGAUGUCAGUCAAACUUCGAGUGAUCAAUGGUUGUGUGCUGGUUAUAUUGCUGUAGGAUAUUUUUUGUAUAAUUUAACCAGAUAUUGA
This is a messenger RNA of Rotaria sp. Silwood2, 396 nucleotides long. Lineage: Eukaryota; Metazoa; Rotifera; Eurotatoria; Philodinida; Philodinidae. The record is from the annotation of a GenBank genome assembly.